AUCGAUGCUGCAACUUUUCUCCGUUAUCAGUGCAAAGUUCUUAUCAAAGUGCGUGGAAAUGGUUUCACUAACCGGUUUCUGUAUUAUUAUGAUCUUGCAAUUGGUGGCAAAUGGCGAAAUGAAACCAAUCGAGACAGCACCUAAAGAUGUUAGCACACACAAGGAACCCGGAAUCGGAACGACUACAACGGAUGGUCCGGUGAAGAGGAGCACAACAGAAGCUGUUCCGACUAUCGAUAGGAAUCAUGUUACGUUAGCCCUGCCGGAUGAACUAUUCUCGUCAACGGCUAAUUUAACGCUACGACUGAGAGAUGUGGUUGGACAGCUCAUAAUGAGUUCCACUGCCCGCUUCGCUAAAUUAUUGCGUUUUGUUCAACCUCUCUUUGGAAAUUCACUAGUAAUCGAGAUACCGAAGGAUUUGCAAUAAACAUUUUAACUAAAAC
Molecule: messenger RNA, 443 nt
Organism: Topomyia yanbarensis
Lineage: Eukaryota; Metazoa; Arthropoda; Insecta; Diptera; Culicidae
Exons: 2
Coding region: 5-427 (140 amino acids)
Source: RefSeq, a predicted model, not a curated record